UACUAAUAAGGGAAUACGGUGUGGCUUUCUUACGUUGACUAUUCAAUUCAUAAGUUCUCUUCAUGAGCAAGGCUGCUAUUGUUAGACUUAAAAAAUGCUUCACUUCUGUGAACUUUCAUUUUCGAAAGCAAACUCGUUUACGAGACAGUACACCUUUUCAUAUAUGAUCAUCAUUUUUACACCCCCUUCAUGAUAAUACCAAACUUGACACCAUAUUAUUAUUUCCUACAAUGAAGAAUAAUAUACCCACAAACUCCUCAACUUACAAACUCCUUAAUGUCCAUAUAAAUCUCAAUCAUCUUAUAUCCUACUUGGUCAUAUUUGCAUUUGGACUAACCAUUGGUAGCACAUUUUUAAGACAUGAUUUCUCUCCUAGUUACAAUACACCUCCCUUGAUGACCCUUAAACUUCUCAGCGUCACAUCCUCAUCAUCUUCAACCCUAGACCAAUUUAAUGUUUCUUCGUCGUCGAUGUCGAAUUCUACUAAGAUCAAUUAUAUGCAUGAGAUGGAGGAUGAAGAAUUAUUAUGGAGAGCAUCCAUGGUACCAAAAAUAGGUGGGGAAAAUUAUUCAUCAAAAUUUGUAACAAACAAGAUUGCUUUUUUGUUCUUAGUUAGAGGAUCAUUGCCAUUGGCACCUCUUUGGGAGAUGUUUUUCAAAGGACAUGGAGAUUAUUAUACCAUUUAUGUUCAUUCUCUUCCUUCUUACAAUGAAUCUUACCCCACCAAUUCAGUCUUCCAUGGCCGGAGGAUUCCUAGUAAGGAAGUAGAAUGGGGAAAAUUCAACAUGGUUGAAGCAGAACGUCGACUACUAGCAAACGCUCUUCUUGAUGUAUCAAAUCAACGAUUCAUUCUGUUAUCAGAGUCAUGUAUACCACUCUUCAAUUUCUCAACUAUAUAUUCGUACCUCAUAAAUUCAAAAAAGAGUUACGUUGAAGCCUAUGAUUCAGAUAGUUCAACAGGGCGUGGGCGCUACAGUUAUCACAUGAUGCCACAAGUAAGGCUAUCACAAUGGCGAAAGGGUUCUCAAUGGUUCGAGAUGGAUCGUGCUGUUGCAGUCAAAGUUAUAUCAGAUGAAGAAUAUUUUACUUUGUUUCAGAAAUUUUGCACACGCGGAUGCUAUGGAGAUGAGCACUAUUUGCCAACAUUUCUUAGCAUUGAGUUUUGGUGGAGGAACUCAAAUAGGAGCUUAACUUGGGUUGAUUGGUCCAAAACUGGGCCUCAUCCUGGUGUGUUCCAAAGACCUCAAGUUACUCCUCAACUUCUACAAAGCUUAAGGAGUAAUGGAACUUGUGAGUAUAAUGGAGGAAAGACUCACAUUUGCUUCUUGUUUGCGAGAAAGUUUAUGCCUGGUACUUUAACAAGGUUGUUGAGAUUUGCUCCUCCAAUUAUGAAGUUCAAUUAACUUCAUGUAAACUAAUUAAAUCUGUAUAUGAAUUAUUGAUUUUUUUUUUCUUUAGGUAGGGUUUUUUUUUUUUUCCAAAAUCAACAAUUUAAAUUGUUGUUUUAUACCUUUAUUUCUUCAUUGUAAAAUUUUGGUUCUGUACAAAAUGGAAGAUGCAUACAUUGGUGACUAAAAUACCAUGUAAUAUAGUAAUAUAUAUAAUAUUGAGUGAACCUAUUCGGUCAUAA
Beta vulgaris subsp. vulgaris (sugar beet) is the source of this 1630-nucleotide messenger RNA. Its product is annotated as glycosyltransferase BC10. Lineage: Eukaryota; Viridiplantae; Streptophyta; Magnoliopsida; Caryophyllales; Amaranthaceae. Gene Ontology annotation, cellular component: membrane. Gene Ontology annotation, molecular function: glycosyltransferase activity. The record is from RefSeq and is a predicted model, not a curated record. The transcript is spliced from 2 exons. Bases 231 to 1403 code for a protein of 390 amino acids.